CAGGUUUUCACUUUACUCAAGGACUAGACCAAAUGGCAUGAAGUCAGGAAUAUAAUGGAAUUACAAAAUAAAGAAAAUGUCUGCCAGUUUGAAAAGACUGUAAUGGAAGUACAGAAAAUAACGAGGACUCCACUGAGGACACCUCUUCAUGAUGUUAAAAAUCAGGAUGUCAUUAACAGAAGUUUAAAGAAGACAGUUCUUAAUCAUGUGAUAGCUGCAGAGCCUUCGUUGAGGACACCCACUAGAAAAUCUUCCAAAAUUAGACGGUCAAUUCUUGUGUACCAAGACAAAGAGAAUCAGCCUGAGGAAGAAAUAAAGAAAUUAGCUUUUAAGGAAGUGUCAAAAGUUAUCAACAAUGCUCAGCAUUUAAUUUGUCCGCCUGUUGUUAAUGUGGUACCAGCAACACCAGUGUGUAAUAAAACAGUGUCUUACAGUUCUGAAAUUACUGACAAUGUUAGAGAUCUACAGUCUGAUGAUUGUGAAGUUACCAAAGGUCUCAAAUCAGAUAUUGAUCAGGAGACUUCCAGCAGAAUCCAGAUAUCUAUUAACACAUCACAACCAGUGUGUCAAUUGGUGAAAGAUGAAUUUGAGAAACUACAGUCAAAAAGUUUAAUUAAAUCAAAGAUUGACAGUGAUUUAUAUGCUGAAAACAAACAUCAGAUUAUUGUUGACAGUGAUAUUUUUAUUGGUCAUGAAGAAAUUUAUGACGAUGCCCACAUUGACAGUUUGGGUGUAUUAUCUGAAGUUGUCAAGGACUUAAGUACCAAUGAGUUAUCUCCCUUGGAAAAUUCUGUUACAGAUCAGAAUGGAAGUGUUAUAGUUGGGAAUGGAAGUGACCACACAUAUGCUGGGUUCACAUGUCACAUGUGUAGUGUUGAUGACAGAAAUGAUGUCAAUGAGUGUGGUACUUCUCCAAUGACACCUGUAUCUAAAACAAGUAUCGAAACUUCAACUGAGUUGCCAUCUCUUCAGGAGACAGCCUGUUCACCUCUUGUUACAGAAACCAAAGACAUUGGUUCUAUGGUGGAGAUAAUUACAAAUGACAUGGCAUGUUCACCCUGUCACACCUGUAGUGUGGAGCAGGAAACAAUGACAGAGCCUGUCACACCAGUCAAACUACCUGAGAUGUGUGACAUAUCAGUCCAGCAUUUGAUUGACACUGUAACAGCAGCAUGUUCUCCUAUAUCAUGUGACAUGACAUCUACAGCAUGUUCUCCCAUAAAGGGGUUUACAGCUCAGUCUAAUGACGACAGUUGUUCUGUUUUUAAAUCUGCAUCAACUAUGACAAAUGCUACACCUGUAAAACAUGACAUGGCAUUACAGGCAGUACCAGAUACAAAGUCUGUUUUAUGUUCACCACGACACCCACUACAAACCAAGGACUGUGGAAUAUUGGCCACCUCAACACAGGCUGAUGUUACGACCAACACGGUCAUUGUGGAACAAAUGGAUCAAGGUGUGGAUGUCCGUCCAAUGAUGAACACGGGAUCUACGAUGACAGAAUACCUCUUAGUAAACAGUGAAACAUCAAUGACACCUGUUAAACUUCUCAAUAAGAAGGGCCAUAGGUUUACAGCAGAUGAGAUUAGGAAGCAGCAUCCAAGAAUCUUGGCCAAUAAACUGGACACUUAUGCCCUGGAAGCUGAACGUUAUAAAUUUGAUAUAGGGAAAGUAGAAAAAGAAAGAGACCAUUUUAAGUCCAGGAUAACAGAACUAAAGGCAGUUAUCAAAGAAAAACAGAAGAUGAUAAAUGAUAACCAAGGGAAAGUUGAUCUGGAGAAAAGUAAUUUGAAGGAAGAGUAUGAAGAGAAAAUAGAAAAAUUAACCAACAGCCUCCAGGAAAGUGAAGAGAAUGUUACAUAUCUUAAAGAAGAAAUUAUUCAGCUUAAUGCCAGAUCUUCAAAGGAAAAAGAUCAGUUUGUGUCAGAGAUUGAAAAUCUGAAAAUAAAGUGUAGUGAAAUGGAAAUACAAUUAGCUGAUUCUACGCAAACAAAAACCAUUGAGAUUGCCACUUUAAAAGAAGAACUAGAACAGAAACAAAAUGAUCAUCAGAUGAGAAGUGCACAUAAUCUGAUCUUAGAAUUACAGACAGAGUUAGUAGAGCAUAAAGAACUAACUGACAGUCUCAAGUUAGCAGAACAAUUACAGAGUGAAAUACAGAAAGUUGUGUCAGAUAAUUACAGGAAAGUCAGGGCAGCAGCUAACAGAUUGAUGAACAUGAAGAGAGGAGUAGAUGUACAGAGACUUGAAGUUAUGCAAAAACAAUGUGAAAAUGAGAAAGAAUGUGAGAGAUUUGCUACAGAGAAGAAAGAAAUGGCUGAAAAUUAUGACAGUCUGAAGAAUACUCUAGAAACAUCUAGGUCUAGUAUGAUGCAGAUUGAAUCAUUAUAUGAGAGUACAUCAUCUGAUCUGCUAAGUGCCACAAACCAAGUACAGAUCCUGAGUAGAGAGUUAAUGACCACAAGAUCAGCAAUAGAAGAAGCCAACCUGGUAAAACAUUCACUAGUACAACAGGUAGAUGACUUACAAGAGAACGACAAGGCAGCAGUCCAGGAAAUAUCCAAUCUUAGGCACAUCACUGAAGCCAAAGAAAACGAAUAUCAAGACUUCAAGAAAUGGUCAAGUGACAAUGAAAGGAAAUUAGCUAGUACAUUAGUAAUAUUCCAAGAAGAAAAAGAGAGAUUAGAAUUGUUAUCAGUAAAUCUCCAGCGGACUGUGGACUCAUUAAACGAGGACAUAGAUACUUUAGAGAAUGAUCUGUUUUCCACCAGAGAAUUUUCAUCAGAACAAGCCUCCAGGCUAGUCAAACUUGAUGAAGAUUUAUCCCUGGCUAACCAAGAACUGAGUCAUACCAGACUGGAAAAUAUGGAGCUUAGAGAUAGUUUAGCUGUAUUCAGAGGAAAUCAGGACUAUUUACAACAGGGUGUUGAUCUAGCAGAGAGCGAGCUCCAGAGAAAGUCCUCAGAACUUGAGACACGGAAGGCUGAGUUAAGGGAAAGCACUUUCUUAUUAGUGGAGUUAGAAAACAAAAUGGCUAGUUUGUUACAAGGUUUAAGGAGCAGAGCAGGACUUGAGCAUGUACAUGUAAAGUCAGAGCUGUCGAGUCCACAAACCAGCUGUAUGAAACCAAGGUUAAAACCAUCAGCUAAGAAGUCUGCAAGGAAGACACUAACAAACAAUAUUUCAGACUCUUGUCGUAAAGUGCAGGAUCGAUCAUUCCUUUCUAUGGUAAUUAAAGCAGCGGAAGGCCAGAGUGACAGUGAAUAUGAAUCAUGUAAAUCUAGUCCAAGUGACAAAUCAUCAAGGAGUACCUCACCCUACAUAGAGGGUGUCACACCGUUUGAUGAAAUGUCCACUAUUUGUGAAAAACGGAAAGACAGAGACUCUAUCGAGGAAAGUCCCAGUGCCCUCAGUAGGAAUAAAUUAGGAUUUUCCCGGAGAAAUAGUGCCUUUGCCCCAGUGAGGACUGGAACUAGUGUAAUCAAAUCCAAGCCUGGACCAUUAGAUUCUACUAUGAAAAAUAUGAGUGUUAUGUCUCAGUCACAGUUAGAGGACACUAAUCUAAGGCUGGCUGAACAGAUAGAAUGUAUUGGUGAAACAUUUAGUGAAAUAAUUAGAUGUGCUGGUAUCAUAGAAAAAGCUUCCAGGCUUUCAAUCGAUGAUUUACAAUUAGAAAAUAAAGAAUUGUGUGAACAAUUAGAUAUAUGCCAAAUAUCAGAAAAGAGAACAAAAGAAGAAUUGUCCAUGAAGAUAAGUCAUCUUUCUGAAUCAGAGGCAAACAUAUCCACACUGACAGAAAAUAUUACAAGUCUGUCUGACAAGAUAGGUUUCUAUGUAAAGCAGGAGGCAGAAAUGAGUUAUUUGAAAUCCAACCUGUCCACAACCAAGUCACAGAUAGAACAGUUAGAGGCAGAAAAACAGAUCUUAUCUACUCAGUUGAAGGCUGUACUGGCAGGUGACACAGGAGAACCUACAGGCAACUUUGCUAAAUACCACAACGAUAUAACUACACUUAAACUGAAGAUUCAGAAAUUAAAAGAAAAGGUGAAACAAAGGGAAGAAUACCAUGAAACAUUAGCUGUAAAGGCUUCUAAGAGGAUAAAAACAUUAGAUGAGAAUUGGAAGAAAGCUGAAGAGGAAGUGUACAAAUUUGAUCAGUUAGUGGAUACAAUCAGGGAGACGUUAAUAAAUUCAGGGUUGAUACCAAAACACAAGGAAUCAUUAGCACGUAUUAUAAGAAUGAUUGAUGGAUUUGAAAGUGUACAACCAAAACCAGGACCACUGAAGCCAGUAAAGACAGCUCUCUGGUAGUACAGCUAUUAAAAGACCUGGUAUCCAUAAUAUAGAUGUCAACACUUACCUCAGAACUAUUAUUUUUACUUCAUCAAUAUAGCUUUUGUAAUUCCGAAAUGUUUUGAGUGUUAUUGUGUAAAGUUCUUAUUUGAUAAUUGCAUGAAAUUGAUUUAUCAGAUGGAUUUGUGUUGAAGCAAUCAUUUUUUCUAGGAUAGUUUUGUUGUUUUGUCACUGAACUGAACAUUAAGAUAAUCCGUUAUUUUAGAAUUAUUAUCAUUAUUUUAAUUUCAAAAUGUAAAUAUCUGCUAAGGGUAUCUUAUAUUAUAUAUUAAAUGACUUUUUAAUCUCAUUAGUGGAAACAAUUGCAAACAUUUCAUGAGUACCGCGGUACAUUAAUUGUGGGAUACAUUUUUUGCAUAUUUCAAGGGAAUUACAUUGUUUUAUAACAAAUGAACAAGAUUCAGCUAUAUUAUAGAAAUGCUUGUAACUGUUCAAACUUUCAAUUUUUAAGAGUUAAGGGAAACAAGUAUUUGCUUUGUGUCAUGCAAGAAAUUUAAUCAAGUUGUCAUAUAAAAAAAAAGAGUUUUAUAAAAAUAACAGUGAUCUGAAAAAAUGGCACAUCAAAAAUACUGCAAUGUUAUGUAAUUAUUUAAGCCAGAUUUAAUAUUAAAAAAAAACCAUAGGACUGAUACAUGGAACCCAGGGAAGGCACUUCAAUAAUAGAGUAACUAUCUAUACUAUAGAAGCAAUUUUGGAGACCUGCAUACAUUUUAAAAUAGAACAACCCACCCAUAGUAGCAAGUUGUCUUCCCUUGGUCCCAUGUGUUUUUUUAUGGAACAGCCCUUAUAUAUUUUUGAAGUUGCUGACUUCUAUUUCAAUAUACAUAUACAUGUACUUGAAGCUGAAAAUGAAUGUAGUAUAAUAUUUAUUAACAAGAUCCAGCCCCAGAACCACAUGCAUAUUUAUUUCUGCGAUAACCCUCGUUAUUUCAUGUAAAUAUUUGAAUACUACAUGUAUCUAUGCAUUUCUUCAACUUUCAGGCAGUAUUGUUCACAUAAAUGUAAAGAUCCUACCGGUAAUUUAAAAAUAGUGUGUUGUUAUAUUUUGAAUUGUUAUUUUUAGGUACUCCCUUUGUCAAAUAACUUAAUUAAACAUAUUUUUAAAGGUAUUUAUUACAAAGCGUACAUCAUGUUAACGUUUACCAUCAACAUUUUUACAUCAAUGCACAUACUACUUGUACAAUCGAUCAUGAUGUCAAUAUUUAUUUUUACUGUGUCACAAUCUGUCUUGUUAUUAUAUCGAGAUAACCUGUUGUAACUUAUAGAAAUAAAAAAUCUGCAUUGUAGUCAAGAAUCUGUUUUAUUUAAAGAAAGUGGCCUCUGUGGCUGAGUGGUCUUAAGUAGUUCAUCUAGGGUAAUUACUAGCCUGGCAACACUGUCACUAAGGUUGUGAUUUCAAAGCGUGAUUGUGGCAAGAUGUGUUUGACUCUGAUAUUAAUUAAGGAUGUUUGCUCCUCAAUUUUAAAAUAACAAGCUUUUUAAAAGACUGUUAUAAAUUGAUAAUAUAUAAAUAACAGAAUUUAAAAAACUGAAAAAAUUAUAGAUCCAUGUCAUUGUUUAUGAGAUAUAAUCAAUUGAAAUUUGUGUGGGAAAUCAUUCUCACUAGAUUUUUCAUACAUUUAACAUUGGCACCUCUUUCCUUUCAAAAAAUGUAUGAAAAAAAUAACGGAUUUUAUAAGAUUUUCAAAAAUGGCUUUUUAUUAAAACAAUAUGUAAUAAAAUAAUAAAAGAAUAGUAGGGGUUAGCAGCCAAAAUUUUAUAUUGGCACUACAUGGAUAAAACUAGAGUAUUCCAAAAAUCUGACAAAAAGUCUAUCUCAUUAGAAUCAGCUGUUAGUUUUCGCUACAACACUCCAUCCCUUAGAGGGAGUGUAGCGUAUCACAACAUAGGAUUGUAAUCAGAUUGACAAAAAGUAAAAAAACAAGAGUAGCAAACAUCCUUAAUUGACUAGGCUUGACAGUUUUCCAGUACAUUUUUACUUUGAAACCUCUUCACUUGCAAUUGACUUCCACUCUAACUUUAGAAUUGGAUUGUCUAUUAAAUGCAGUACUGCUUGUAGAUGAUACUUGGCUAAAAUGUAUUAAACAACAAUAAACCAGUUGUGACAC
Mytilus californianus (California mussel) is the source of this 6461-nucleotide messenger RNA. Its product is annotated as centriolin-like. The record is from RefSeq and is a predicted model, not a curated record. Bases 55 to 4311 code for a protein of 1418 amino acids. NCBI's taxonomy places the organism in Eukaryota, Metazoa, Mollusca, Bivalvia, Mytilida, Mytilidae. The transcript has 22 exons.